UGCACAGGGGGGUUGCUCAGGUUGCCCGGGCAACUGCCCAUAUACCCUUCUCGACUCACGUUGCCCUUCCGAGGUGGAAAAAAAUAAAUAAAAAAAAUCGUACAAUGGAUGCAGAAUUUCACGUAAGCCUAGAUUAAAAAAAAAAAAAAACGCAAAGCCUCAUUCACUUCCAUAUUCGGGAAAGUGAAAGUCAGUAGGGGAAGGGCAAACUCUGUUUACGUGGCUGCAGCGCUGCACGCGACCGGCACCUGAGCUGAGCCUGCAUGAGCGGCACUAGGAGAUUGUCGCGGUUGUCGGGUGAGACGACUUAACGUUGUCGGAAAGGUAUAACAAACGGACGAUCAUCAUCAAGUUUUAUGAAAUGAAUUAAAAUCUUCAUAAAUCCAGGAUGAGUUUGCCACGUUUAGCCUAAAUAAUCAGACAGAUAGCUUGCAGACAAGCAGCCUAGGCUAGGCUACUAUUUUUUUGGUAGGCAUUAAGCAAACUAAGCUACAUGUCUGCUGAUAGUUAGUUUCUCACAUUUCAUUUUAGCAAGAAGAAUGAAUGAUGGAAGUAAUGCAUCACAUUAGUUAUUUUAUUCAAAAUGGUUAAAUGCCUAAAUCCUAUCACUAUUUUGGGUAUUGUUUGAAGCCAAGAUGCCCACUGAAAAGAGGCGGAUUCAGGAGAGGGAGAGACGAUUCAGGGAGGCAGCAAAGGGCAGCACAUCACUGCAGGGUUGGCUGCGAAAAAGCCAACCAGCAGAUGAGGAGGAGCAGUCACAAGCCUCCAGUCUAUGUGAGGAAAAUGUGGACCAGGAGGAGGCACAUAGAUCAGGAUGAGGCGCCACACAUUGCAUUACUGGGUUCUGGAGGAGGACAAAGAGCCAUGGUGGGUUUGCUGGGAUCCCUGGUUCAGCUUGAUAAAGCAGGUCUUCUGGACUGCAUCCUUUAUCUGAGCGGAGUCUCUGGAUCCACCUGGUGCAUGGCCUCCUUAUACCAAGAACCAGACUGGUCCACCAAACUAGAGACCGUGAAAGACAGAAUCAUCAAGAGACUCAGCGGACCAGGAGUCAGCUGGGGAGACGCAUUGGCCAAACUGAAGAAAUAUUACAAUGAGAGAGACUUCUUCAGCUUGACUGAUUUCUGGGCAGCAAUAGUCGUCACAACAUACGUGAAAGAGAUUGACGAAUGCAAACUCUCAGAUCAGUGGGACCAUCUCAGUAAAGACCCGUUUCCCAUUUACACAGUGAUCGACAAACAAUGCAAACAAUGCAAGGAGGAGAAAGACUCCUGGUUUGAGAUCAGUCCACAUGAAGCAGGUUAUUCCCUCACUGGAGCAUUUGUGGAAACCUCCAGCUUCGGCAGCCAGUUUGACAACGGCUCCAAGAAAAAACAGCAGGAUGAAUUUGACAUGCUGUACCUGCAAGCUCUGUGUGGCAGCGCUUUAGCUGAUGGAAAGGAGAUUAAGAAAUUCCUCUGGGAAAAAAUACAUGGUGCAUUUGAGGCAAUGAGGAAACGUGUUAAACACAAUAAAGACCCAAACUCCCCACCUGUAGAAAAGUGUUUACAGGUGUUCAUGGAUCUUGUGGACAUGAAUCUCUGUGUUUUGAAUGACGAAGAUCCUUCUGCUCUUGAUGAAUCCAUCAGAAAAACACUGAAUGAGCUCGAUAGAGGCAAACAUCAGCUGAUUUUUCCUAUAAAACAACUGAAUCUUGCUGAUAAACAAGAUGCAAAACGCUAUAUGAAGCAACGCACUGAAGAUGUGUGUAAUCAUUUGAGUCAUUGUUUCAGUUCCUGGACCGAUGUAAAGAUGUGGACACGCAUUUGUGAACGCAUGGCUCACUGGAUCUGGGGCAGGAAUUAUGACUUUCUCCACAACAUGGAUGUUAUUUCAUGCUGUGAUCCCUCAGAUGAAACUGUGCCUUCUACUCUUCUGGAAAGCGAGACAAGAGACUAUGAAGAUGCCGGACUGUUGCUAAACUCACCCUACUUCUCAGUGCUGAGAGAAGAACGACACACUGAUCUCAUAAUUUCCCUGGAUUUCAGUGAUGGCGAUCCUUUCACGACACUGAGAGAAGCUGCUGAUGUGUGCAAGAAUCUAAAGAUCAAUUUCCCUAAACAUAUUCCCAGUGAGGACUCACAGAACCCGAAGGACUUCUAUGUGUUCAAAGAAAAAAAUGCUCCAACUGUGAUUCACAUCCCUCUGUUUAAUGUGGUCAACUGUGGAGAUGAUAUUGAGGGCUGGAGAAAAAAAUAUAGCACCUUUCAAGGUCCUUACAGCGCUGAGAUGAUCACUGAUCUUAUGGAGGUCGCUGGAAAAAACAUCUCAAACAACAGAGAGAAACUACUGGAGCAGAUUGGUGCUGCUGUUGGGCAAAAAAGGAAAUAAGUCCUUACUGUUUGUUUUUAAUGCUUUGUGUGUGUGUGUAAGUAAAUUCCAUACCAUUUGUCACUUUGUUGACAUAUUUUAGGUUAAAUAAAUGGACAUUACUUACACUAUCAAAGAGAAAACAACAACACCAGCAACUAACUAAUGCUGUUUAUUAAAACAAAGUAUAUUUCUCAUCAAUUUAGUGCUUUUCAAGCAUAUUUACAUUUAUUCCAAAAUUAUAGGUAACUAUAAAUCAUUUCAUACUCCAUGCAUAUUGGUUAACUGCUAUAUUCAGCUGUUAUUUUCAAUAGUCAACUUAUUAUCAGAUCAUCAGUCAUCAAAGCUCAGUAAACAUUGUGUCAUUUCACCAAGCUGAUUAUCUAAAACGCUUUAAGAAAGUGUUUUCAAGUCAUUUCAAGGCUGAAUGUGACUUGACGUACAUCUAAGUGAGUUGUUGACUUAACUUUUAAUUAGGCUUUUCUUUAACACCAUGUUUAUUCAGACCGAUUUGAGGAUGAGGUUUAUCAGCCAAUCGCAGCUCUUUUCGGUUUAAUAUUGUAAACACUCUUCUGCAUGUUUCUGUAUGUUCCUUCAUGCUUGACUUUCAUUAAGCAAUAAAUAGAUGAUCAUUAAUAAUCAAGUCAACCAUACCACAGACAUGAUCACAACUAUGAUGGCAUC
This is a messenger RNA of Onychostoma macrolepis, 3030 nucleotides long. RefSeq names its product cytosolic phospholipase A2 gamma-like. Gene Ontology annotation, biological process: glycerophospholipid catabolic process. Gene Ontology annotation, cellular component: nucleoplasm; nuclear envelope; cytosol. The transcript has 13 exons. The record is from RefSeq and is a predicted model, not a curated record. Gene Ontology annotation, molecular function: calcium-dependent phospholipid binding; calcium ion binding. The coding region runs from base 592 to 2367 and encodes 591 amino acids. Lineage: Eukaryota; Metazoa; Chordata; Actinopteri; Cypriniformes; Cyprinidae.